Microcebus murinus (gray mouse lemur) is the source of this 1729-nucleotide messenger RNA. Lineage: Eukaryota; Metazoa; Chordata; Mammalia; Primates; Cheirogaleidae. The record is from RefSeq and is a predicted model, not a curated record.
CACAGCCGGGAUGGCACAAAGCUCCAUGCAGGCAGCAGCAGCAGCGACCUUGCCACCAGCCCGCUGCCAUCACCGUCACCAGAACACCCCCAAACCCGGCCGGGUCCCCAAUCGCAGUGCGCUCCUCUGUUUGCGGGACCGGCAGCCCGGCACACGCUCUGAGGAAAAGAUCCCUUCCUGUUCCCUGCGCGUUGUCUUCACACCAGUUCCAGGAAUUGCCCUGACAAAUAUUGACCAGGCUGCCGUGACCUCCGAACACCGUUUCCCUGUGGGUAGGAGGGACGCGGUGCUGAGGACCCAGGCCCCGCUCGUAGGUGACUCUGCUCCAAAGCAUAUCCGAAGUGUAAGGAAACUGUCAUUAAGCGAGCCCACACUGAGCUGUGCUGGAGGAGGGAGGACGUGGCCUUGGGGAUGGCAGUGCCCACAGGACUUUGACCAGCAAACACGUUUCCACACGACAGAUAAUGAGGCUGCAUUUGUCCCUCGCUUCAGCUGGCCUUUGGGUUUGGUGAGGUAUUUAGGACACCCAGAGCUAUAAACCAUCUGCAAAAAUAUGAUCUCUCCUGCCCCGUCAUGGCACUUGUAAUGGAUCCAGAAGUCACAGAGAAUGGGGCCAGCUUGGCUGUGGCUGCUGGGAGCAGGAAUCCUGGCCUCUGUCCAGUGUCAGCCCCUUCCUGCCCAUGGAGAAAAGAGUCUUGGGGGCCUGCAGCCCUCCAGCCACCAGCUCUCAGAGCCAGCUCCUGCCUACCACAAAAUCACGCCCACCAUUACCAACUUCGCCCUGCGUUUGUAUAAGCAGCUGGCAGCAGACAGCCCCGGCAAUGUCUUCUUCUCCCCGGUGAGCAUCGCUGCCACUCUGGCCCUGCUUUCUCUUGGGGCCCAGGCUAACACCUCGACCCAGAUCCUGGAGGGCCUCGGCUUCAACCUCACAGAAACCCCAGAGGCCGACAUCCACCGGGGCUUCCAGAGCCUCAUCCGCACCCUGGACCUGCCCAGCCCCAAACUGGAACUAAAGGUCGGCAGCUCCCUGUUCCUCGACAAGCAGCUAAAGCCUCAGCAGCAGUUUUUGGACAGCAUCAAGGAGCUGUAUGGAGCUUUUGCCUUUUCUGCCAACUUCACGGAUUCUGUCACAACCGGGAGGCAGAUUAAUGAGUACGUGAGGAAGCAAACAUACGGGCAAAUCGUGGACUGCCUGCAGGAGUUCAAGCAGGACACGCUCAUGGUUCUCUCCAAUUACAUCUUCUUCAAAGCCAAGUGGAAGCAUCCUUUCCAUCGCUACCAGACCCAGAAGCAGGAGAGCUUCUUUGUGGACGAGAGGACCUCUCUCCAGGUCCCCAUGAUGCACCAAAAGGAAAUGCACAGAUUCCUGUACGACCAGGAGGUGGCUUGCACCGUCCUCCAGAUAGAGUACAGCGGAAACGCCCUGGCGCUUCUAAUCCUCCCGGACCCGGGGAAAAUGAGGCAGGUGGAGGCCGCUCUGCAGCCAGAGACCCUGAGAAAAUGGGGCCAGUUGUUCCUGCCCAGUCUGUUGGAUUUGCAUUUGCCAAGGUUUUCAAUUGCUGGGACGUAUAACCUGGAAGAGGUACUUCCGCGGAUUGGUCUCACCAACAUAUUCAACUCGGAAGCCGACUUAUCAGGGCUCACUGGGCAGCUCAACAGAACCAUCUUCAGGGUAUGGCGCUGCAUGUGGGGCGGGCGGGUCUUUCUCCUUUGACAUAUGAUACAUUUG